UUCACUGUAAACCUAACCAACUUUCGGCGUAGCGUACCACACAACCCACACCAUAUUAUGCCCAUAAGAGAUUGGUUAGAAUCCCGAUCCGUGAACUGGCUGCCUGCACAUUUGGCGAAUUCUGGGUAGUGUAGCGCUUGUUCGCUUUUGUCCGCAUGCCGCAUUGCCCUCUUCUCUUCAGCAGCCUGAUUGAAAGUAGAAUAAAGCUCUGCAGCUGGAAUGCGCUCAAGUUCAUAAUUUACAACCAAGGAAGGUCUGCUGGGCAUGCUCACUGGCAAAACGUUAAAAAAACGAAAGAAGCAGGGGAUAAGCUUAAGAGCCGGACCGCUCAACACUAUGUUAAAGCUAUAUCAGUUGCCAUAAAAAAUGGAGGCGGUAUUCGGGACCCUAGGUUGAACUCCCAGCUGGCUUCUGUACUAGCUGAAGCAAAGGCUAACUCCGUCCCUUCCUCUACAUUGGAACGCGCACUGAAAGCUGAGCCAGCUGGUAUCCCUUACCUGCUAGAAAUUAUCGCGCCAGGUGGACUCUUUGUCCUUGUUAAAGGCCUUACAAAAUCCGUUCCUUCCGAACGACAUAAGUUGACUGCGAUUGUCAAACGCUUUGGGUGUACCGUUUCUCCAUCACCUGGAAGGAUAACCAAUGAAUUCUUCAACCAUGUUGGCCUCGUAAAUGUGCCAGCUAAGAAUAACGAUAAUCUUCCCGAUCUUGAUUCAGCUACCAACCUUGGUAUAGAGCUGGGCGCAGAGGAGGUCAAAGAGGUCACUUUUAAUAGCAGUGUUGUUUUUCAGUUUCAUUGUCACCCUCGUGCUAUGGACACUUUGCGACAGGAACUUGAACAAGAGCACAAUGUUGUGGUCUCUUCAGUAGAAGACGUUUAUAUUCCGAAGACAUUUGUCGAGGUUUCGCCAACAGCGUACCAGAACUUGAGAGAGAUGUACGAAAAAAUUCGCAGUCAACACGAGAAUUUAGAGGGGAUUUUCGACAACGUGACUAUUCGGCAAGAAAAUAAGUGACUUUUUCGUGAUAGUGUACUGGGUGCGCUACAAAUAUCGCAAGCCCUCUAACGGAUUCAUUGGAAUGCUUCCCUCUCGGGCGAUUUCCAUCGUUGUGUUUCGGACCCGAAAUGCCUUCCUUGUUGAUUGCUCGCACGCCCUUUGUUUGGCUCAUCCAGUCACAAUCGGCUAAUCGAGCAAAGAAGCAAUACAAGCGGACUAUUGGUGCCAUUUUCCCUGAUUUUCGUUUUCCAACUGAAACUGAAGUUACACGUAAUGGGUAGUUUAAAUGAAAGAAAAGCUAUCAACAUUGCGGCAUCCGCCCUAUACAACUGAUGCUUCACCUGACAGACGCUGUACAUUUAAAUAACCUGUAAAACGCCGUCAAUUAUUUCAAAAGUGUAAUUGUACAUUUAUUGCACGAUAUUGCACCAACAUUUGUAACGAGUUAGCUGAGCGACAACUCGGUCCC
Messenger RNA from Dicrocoelium dendriticum, 1464 nucleotides. The record is from the annotation of a GenBank genome assembly. Lineage: Eukaryota; Metazoa; Platyhelminthes; Trematoda; Plagiorchiida; Dicrocoeliidae.